UUGCAUUGACUUUCACCCCCUAAAUCCAACUCUUUAUUCAAUAACUAUUACCUGCUAACAUAACAUUUGGGGAACUUCUCCUCAUAUAAUUAAAUUUUGAUUGUUCCAAUAAUACAGGAGGGACCAACAUUAAGAAAAAUUCUCACAAUAUGCAUUGGCUCAAGAAUCUCAUCCAACUCUCUUCGACCAGAUCAUCAUUCAAAUCUUUAACCCCAGUGUCACCAUCGCUCACCCAAUUGUUGCAAUUUUCGGUGGCCGCAACUUCAGGGUUGGAGCCAACAAAGGGGGACCAGAAACCGAGGGUGGUGGUGCUGGGUUCAGGAUGGGCUGGAUGCAGGCUUAUGAAGGGCCUUGACACCAGCAUUUACGAUGUGGUGUGUGUCUCGCCCAGGAACCAUAUGGUGUUCACCCCACUCCUGGCAUCCACCUGUGUGGGUACUCUCGAGUUCAGGUCCGUAGCAGAACCCAUCGGCCGGAUUCAACCUGCUAUUUCGAGCGAACCCGAUUCUUAUUUCUAUCUUGCUAAUUGCACUGCCGUUGAUUUUGCCAACCAUGUGGUGAGCUGCCAAACUGUGACAGAUGGAGUUGAUGUCCUUGAGCCGUGGAACUUCAAAAUUUCAUAUGACAAGUUGGUGAUUGCUUCUGGAGCACAAGCGAUGACCUUUGGGAUUAAGGGUGUAAUGGAGCAUGCUAUUUUUCUGCGUGAGGUUCACCAUGCUCAGGAAAUACGUAGGAAACUACUUCUAAACCUGAUGCUGUCUGAUGUGCCUGGAGUUACUGAGGAAGAGAAGCGUCGUCUCUUACACUGUGUAGUCGUUGGAGGUGGGCCAACAGGAGUUGAGUUCAGUGGUGAACUUAGCGACUUUAUCAUGAGGGAUGUUCAUCAAAGAUAUGCUCAUGUCAAAGAUUAUAUUCACGUUACAUUGAUUGAGGCAAAUGAGAUAUUAUCCUCCUUCGAUGAUCGUUUACGUGUAUAUGCAAUCAAACAGUUGACUAAGUCAGGAGUUCGUCUUGUACGAGGAGUUGUAAAGGAUGUGCAACCUGAGAAGAUAAUUCUUAGUGAUGGCACGGAUGUCCCAUAUGGUCUGUUAGUGUGGUCUACUGGGGUUGGGCCCUCGCCUUUUGUGAACUCUCUGGAUUUACCAAAAGCUAGGGGGAGGAUAGGGAUUGAUGAAUGGUUACGCAUCCCAUCAGUUCAGGAUGUCUUCUCAAUUGGCGAUUGCAGUGGGUUCCUUGAGAGUACAGGCAAACAAGUUCUUCCAGCUUUGGCCCAAGUUGCAGAACGCCAGGGAAAAUAUCUGGCAGGUCUGUUGAACCGGUUGGGUAAAGAAGGUGGAGGGCGUGCUAAUUCUGCAAAGGACAUGAACCUCGGAGAUCCAUUUAUGUAUAAACACUUAGGGAGCAUGGCUACUGUUGGCAGAUAUAAGGCCCUUGUGGACCUUAGAGAGAGCAAGGCGGGAAAAGGUCUCUCUUUGGCAGGAUUCACGAGUUGGUUAAUUUGGCGUUCAGCAUAUCUAACUCGUGUUGUAAGCUGGCGGAACAGAUUCUAUGUAGCAAUCAACUGGUUGACAACUUUUAUCUUUGGCCGUGAUAUAAGUCGGAUAUGAACUUUUACCAAAACUUCCUUCAGUUUGGCUCAGCAUGGUAAACUAUGUGGUAUUGAAUGUGUUACUUCUCCUCCAAGUUGAUUUCUUGAAUAAGUUAGCUAUUAUCAACUUCUUAAGUAAGAUUGCGGUAUGACUUGCAGAAAUUCGAUAUAGGUUCUGAUCUAGCCUAUUAUUGGUAAUAGUUGAAGGAUGCCUAAUUAGAAGGGAGUUCAUGCUUUGGAAAAAAAUGCUGUUGUUAGUGUACUCUUCCUUUUAGUAAGGGAUUGAAGACCAGGUGCUUAAAAUUGCAAUUGCCAAAGUGGCUAAAUUAACAAGGCUUUUGCUGUACUUUAUGAUGUUCCGUGUUAAUCUUUAUGCUCCUCUUGCUUUAUAGAAGUUAUCGACUAUUUUUCCCCCUUA
Molecule: messenger RNA, 2006 nt
Organism: Nicotiana tabacum (common tobacco)
Lineage: Eukaryota; Viridiplantae; Streptophyta; Magnoliopsida; Solanales; Solanaceae
Product: internal alternative NAD(P)H-ubiquinone oxidoreductase A1, mitochondrial
Cellular component (GO): mitochondrion
Molecular function (GO): NADH dehydrogenase activity
Source: RefSeq, a predicted model, not a curated record